Messenger RNA from Guyanagaster necrorhizus, 507 nucleotides. RefSeq lists its product as uncharacterized. Bases 1 to 507 code for a protein of 168 amino acids. The record is from RefSeq and is a predicted model, not a curated record. Lineage: Eukaryota; Fungi; Basidiomycota; Agaricomycetes; Agaricales; Physalacriaceae. The transcript has 4 exons.
AUGGGGACGUAUGGUUCACACGAUCCCGAUACCGAGGACGUUUGCAUGAUUCUCUGGAGCGAAGGCAUCGCAGCCUUUCACACUGCUGGCCAAUACAUCAAGAAAUACCUCCAUGACAAUGAGAGUCCUAUCAUGAUCAGCAUUUUGGCAAAUGCAGAUACCCUUACGUUCUUUGCGACAAUUCUCAGUAUCAUGUGCCUGGGCCACAUGCCAUUCACCAUCUCCAUCCGGAACUCGGUCCCUGCAGUCACACACCUCAUGAAAGCCACCAAUUCUAAGUAUUUCGUCGUCACCCCGGAUGGUCCAGUGCAGAAGAUUGUUGACAUUGUUUGCCACCAAAACGAUGACAAGAAAAUCACCACCACCAUCCCAAUGCCCACGUUCAGCGAAAUCUUCAUCGGGUCCUACGAGCCACUUCUGCCGUUCAAGCGGCCUGACUGGAAGUCGACAGCGUUUAUUAUGCACUCGUCAGGAACCACACGAGUCACGAAGCGAUGGUUCAGCUAA